UGUAGAUUUCAACUCCCGGUUCCCUCUUGUGUUUCUUCUCCUUAGUACAAAGCCACAGAUUUCGUGGUGCCUGGUCCUGGCAAAUUGGAGAUGACGUACACGCCAGAAAACGGAGAGCCCGUUAAAUAUGUGGUCCAUGAAUUUAAGGGCACUGGAGGUGUUGCCCUGGGCAUGUACAACACAGACAGCUCAAUCAGAGACUUUGCCCACAGCUCCUUCCAAAUGGCUCUGUCCAAAGUCUGGCCUCUCUACCUCAGCACCAAGAACACCAUCCUGAAGAAGUAUGACGGACGCUUUAAGGACAUCUUCCAGGAGAUCUACGAAAAAGAAUACAAAGCUCAAUUUGAAGCCAAAAAAAUCUGGUACGAGCACCGCCUCAUCGAUGAUAUGGUGGCCCAGGCCAUGAAGUCUGAGGGAGGCUUCAUCUGGGCCUGCAAGAACUACGAUGGAGACGUGCAGUCGGACUCCGUGGCACAAGGCUAUGGCUCUCUGGGUAUGAUGACCAGUGUUCUGAUCUGUCCCGAUGGACGCACAGUAGAGUCUGAGGCUGCUCAUGGCACAGUGACCCGUCACUACAGACAGCACCAGCAGGGCAAAGAGACCUCUACUAAUCCCAUAGCCUCCAUCUUCGCCUGGACACGCGGUCUCCUCCACCGAGCGAAGCUCGACAAAAACACGGAGCUGAGAGUCUUCUCUGAAGCCCUGGAGGCCGUCUGCAUCGAGACCAUUGAGGCUGGAUUCAUGACCAAAGAUUUGGCCAUCUGCAUCAAAGGGCUGCCAAACGUGACUCGUGACGACUACUUGAACACCUUCCAGUUCCUGGACAAACUGGCCGAGAAUCUGAAACUGAAGCUCAGCAACCAGCCAAAAUUGUGAUCCAACGUCUCUGGAAAUACACUCGAAAUAUACACAUACAUAUACACGCACACAUACACACAAUUCACACGAAACACGGUCCACACACGGGUGCGAUGAGGUGUUGGCGCAUUGAGCACCUUAAUAGUUUUUUUUAAAAGAGGACAACGUAGGAAUCUUCUGGAAAAACCUGACUGUAAGCCAUUAGUGGGAAUCUGAUGGGAGCUUUUUCUGGAAGCGUUAAAGUGAUCUCAUCGAGGUAGCUCGCACUAACAAUCUGUGGAGUUACUCGUCACAGAGCAAUCUGCUUGUCAAGUUUGCAUUAUUAAUAUAAAAAAAAGACAGUCCAAGUGUGGAUGGCUGGGGACCAGGAAGUGGGUCUUGCCUACUCUUUAAGAGCCAGCCUUCUGUUUAUAACUAAAGCUUCUAAUGAUCACUGCAGCAUUUUUUUUUUCUUUCUUUUUAUUGAUCGCCAAUUGUUUUAAAUGUGUUCACUUCACUCACACGUUCAGAGAAUCUGAAUAUACUACAGGAACUACUGUAGUCUAGAUGCAUACGGUUUGUCGACUAGCGAUGAGUAUUUGCUAAAGGCAUGUAUCACCGCAAUUUUUGACCAUCUCGGAUUUCACGUCAUCCUGUGAAUGUACUGUAAUUGAUCCAAUUAAUUAUGAUGUUUUUGGAGUUUGUGUGUGUGUGCACAGAAAACGGCAUCGACUCUAGAGCGCAUUUUUAGUGUUUUCUACUUCAACCCGAUUUACACAUUUGCCGGGAGAAUUAUAUUUAUACGUGCGUGCUUGUGUGUGUUUAAUAAAAGUAUAUUUCUGAUCAGGACUUUUCUUGAUCAAAAUCCUCAAA
Messenger RNA from Cynoglossus semilaevis (tongue sole), 1710 nucleotides. It is a transcript of the gene idh1, whose product is annotated as isocitrate dehydrogenase (NADP(+)) 1. Gene Ontology annotation, cellular component: mitochondrion; cytosol; peroxisome. Gene Ontology annotation, molecular function: isocitrate dehydrogenase (NADP+) activity; NAD binding; magnesium ion binding. The record is from RefSeq and is a predicted model, not a curated record. NCBI's taxonomy places the organism in Eukaryota, Metazoa, Chordata, Actinopteri, Pleuronectiformes, Cynoglossidae. The transcript is spliced from 6 exons. The coding region runs from base 91 to 876 and encodes 261 amino acids. Gene Ontology annotation, biological process: NADP+ metabolic process; isocitrate metabolic process.